Molecule: messenger RNA, 624 nt
Organism: Adineta steineri
Lineage: Eukaryota; Metazoa; Rotifera; Eurotatoria; Adinetida; Adinetidae
Source: the annotation of a GenBank genome assembly
AUGGUCAUUUCUACAUCAUACAAUGAACGAAAUAAUCCUAUAAGAAGACAGUCAAUAUUUAAUUGUCGAUUCUUUUGUACAUUAUGCUGUUUAAUUUUUUGUUUUUUUGUAUUUUUUUUUGGACUAUUAUUCCUCUACGUGGGUUUAUCUGAUGGUCAAUUUGGGAAAGGUGUAAACUGUCUCGUAGGUUUCAUUAUAUUAGAGAUUACUCUUUAUUUAUGUAAGCGAUUAUGUCCCACAUUAAAGCAAUAUUCAUUAACAGCACGUCAUAGACGUCAACAUGUACAAAGAUCACAACAGCACGAGAAUAAUUUGACAUUAUCAUCAAAUAAUAAUAAUGAGAAUUUAGAAUUAGUUACGAAUGGCAUCACCGAUUUACCGUCAUAUAGAGAAUUAUUUCCUUAUGGAUCAGCUAUUCGUAACAAUGGUAAUCAUUCAUCUUCAGUAUUGUUGCCACCAUCUUACGAUGAUUUCGUGCAAAGGCCUGAUAUUCAUCAUCAGACUACAACUCGUCCGAUAUCAUCGUUGCACUAUUUUUUAUUAUCGAUACCAUCCACACCUUUAUCCUUAACAUCUUCAUCACAAACAUCUGUUAAUAUUCGUAGUACUAUUCAACAUGUGUAA